Messenger RNA from Arctia plantaginis, 348 nucleotides. The record is from the annotation of a GenBank genome assembly. Lineage: Eukaryota; Metazoa; Arthropoda; Insecta; Lepidoptera; Erebidae.
AUGAAAUUGAUCCUUGUUGUCACGUGUGCCUUCCUGGCCGUGGCUGUGGCCGCCCCGCCAGAGUCCGAACCUGCCAAGAUCCUGCGCGCGGAUUUCGACCAAAAACCCGACGGUUCCUACCAUAUAGAUGUGGAAACUGAAGACGGAUACAAACGUGAAGAAGAAGGCAAGUUGGUUGAGGUCAACAACGAAGAAGGCAAGCCCGUAAAAGUGCUUGUUGUCCGCGGCUCUUACAGCUACAACGACCCCGAUGGCAAUAUUCAGAGCAUCGCUUACUCCGCUGAUCAGAACGGCUUCCAAGCUGAUGGCCCCUCCGUUCCCAAAAACCCUCCACCUAGUAGGAGAUAA